GGUUAUCCAUACCGAUCAUGUCCUCGAAGAAAAUUCAUUUUUCAUUAGAUAUGCGAUGCUGUAAGUGUCUAGGCAAAACGCGUGUGUCUGAUCGUGGCAGCGAUACGUAUAUCUGAAACGAAAAUGGUACAGUUGAAACAGAAUGGUACUCUAUGGGGAUUUCAUGAUUUAUUCUUGGUGGGGAUCUCGAAGCUGAUUCCCUCUUUGGAAGAACAAGAUGUGGGGGAUUACUAGCUGAGAAGUCUGUGACCCACUGACAUUCUCUCCAGUAACGCGGCAGACUUAAACGUUGGAAAUUGAACGCUUCAAUUGUGAAUAAGUGGAAAUAAAACGUACUUUGAAAUUCGGAAAUGGGCGUAAGAAAAAGCACGUUGAUGCGACGAUGCAACAGUUUGGUAACGAGCAUAAUCGGAUGCUUGACAAUCGCGUUCUUUGUUCUGAAUAAAAUAUUAACGACGGAACCGGAAUCAGAAGACUUGCAUCUAAAAAUGACCAGAGUGGGCGUUACGACUACGCCGUCGUGGGAUUUAAAGCGUGAAAAGAACCUGGAUAACAGCGAUGCGAAGUAUCAGACCCAUCGUUUCGUCACCCCAUCCCUCGCGGAAAUAGGUGGUCGUCGAAGCAUACCGGAGAUGAAUGAUCACACGCUGAUGAUAACGAGACUUCCGGGUGCUGGGUCGGAGCUAUUGGUUCUGAUUUUGCAGCGUCUUCAGGGCUUGAAUGCUUUUAAACACAUAAGAUUGCCCCCGGGCGACGAGAAUCUUCUCACAACUCUUCAGCAGGAGCUUCUCGUCGAGGACAUCACGAUUAUAAUGAAACGAGAGGCUGUGCCGUUGACCUUUGACGCUGAUUUGAGAUUCCUCAAUUUCUCGGCAUUCGGUCGGCAAGCUCCAACUUUUAUUUCCAUGGCCAGAAACCCUCUCGACCCGAAAAUAUUGAAGCGGUACAAUGGGAAGGGUGUGAAUCCAACGUAUUGCGGAUCGAUCGCUUACUUUUGUGGACAGGAUCCCAGAUGCACACACGAAAAUCGUACCUGGGCCAUGAUGGAAGCUCAGGCUAACAUCGAACGCUGGUAUCCAGUGGUUGGUUUACUGGAACACGUCGAAGUUACCUUGAAAAUUUUGGAAAAAACUUUUCCAUACUUUUUCAAGGGGGCUUCGGAAGUCUACUCGAAAUUCCAUGUGAAGAAAAGAAUACCCAACAAAGUUAAGGAACCGAAAACAGCAUCCGGGGAAGAAAAAAUUUCCACGGAAUAUCUGGCUAAGGAAGUAGAAUUUUAUUUGUGGCUGAAAUCACGUCUGUUUCACCCGAAAUCUGACAACGGUUGAGGAAAUCACUUUCAACCUUCGGUACGGAAAAGGAUUUCGAACACCAAAGAAAGAAAAACGAAAAUUAAAUAAAAAAAACGCAGUAAUGAAACGCGGUUUUACUAUCCCGGCCUACGAUAAAUCGAACGACGAUGAAGUUGCGUUAUAUGUAAGUUGUCAAAAGCACAGCGUGUAAAAAUUUUGCGGAAUUACGCAGCUCACUGUACAUCGAUGUAUAUUCGAUCGAAUUCAUUGUAAUAAAUUUGAAACGGUUUCUAAGA
This is a messenger RNA of Athalia rosae (coleseed sawfly), 1588 nucleotides long. Its product is annotated as uronyl 2-sulfotransferase-like. Gene Ontology annotation, molecular function: sulfotransferase activity. The coding region runs from base 351 to 1328 and encodes 325 amino acids. The record is from RefSeq and is a predicted model, not a curated record. The transcript is spliced from 6 exons. Lineage: Eukaryota; Metazoa; Arthropoda; Insecta; Hymenoptera; Athaliidae. Gene Ontology annotation, cellular component: membrane.